This is a messenger RNA of Trematosphaeria pertusa, 720 nucleotides long. RefSeq lists its product as uncharacterized. Gene Ontology annotation, molecular function: protein binding. The coding region runs from base 1 to 720 and encodes 239 amino acids. The transcript has 3 exons. The record is from RefSeq and is a predicted model, not a curated record. NCBI's taxonomy places the organism in Eukaryota, Fungi, Ascomycota, Dothideomycetes, Pleosporales, Trematosphaeriaceae.
AUGCCUUCUGCAAAUGCUACGUCUAAACUCCUCGAGUCCUUCGGAGGCCGCCUUACCGAUGCGAGGUUCUCCGACUUCACUAUCAAGUGCGGAACGGACGAGUACAAAGUCCACAAGCUAAUAAUUACCGCGCUUUCGGACUACUUCGCUAGGGCCAUCGACUUCGGAAAGGAAGCCGAGGAGAAAUCGAUUGUUCUGCAAGGCGACGAUCCCGCCCUUGUCAAGCUGAUGAUCUCCUUCUUCUACCAGCUUGACUACGACCUGGCUACUGUGGCUCCAACUCUCCAGGGCCGAACUACACCAGCACCAAUCACCCUUCCAAAGAAUCAUACCAGAGUAGGGACCUGCAUCCACGGCUUCCGUCCCGAGUCCAGCUGCGUACCCGACGUCGGAUCCCACGAGCCCUCACAUCUCCUCGUCCACGUCGGUCUGUACGCUCUCGCGGACAAAUACCUCAUCCCUACGCUGCGGGAGCUGUGCGUCCAGAAAUUCAGAGACUGUGCGCACUGCCAUUCGGAGACUGGAGAGUUUGCCGAGGCGGUGCAGUUCGUUUUUGAGCGGCUGCCGGAGCAUGCGCGAGAUAUGCGGGAGGUGGUUGUGAAACUGUUGUGUGGGAAGAUGGCAUUGGUUAAGGGCAAGGAGAUUAUGGGGCUGAAGGUGUAUGGGGACCUGGCGAAGGAGGUGUUGUGGAAGAAAGGGGAGGAGUUGGCGUGGUGGUAG